Beauveria bassiana ARSEF 2860 is the source of this 1227-nucleotide messenger RNA. Its product is annotated as integral membrane protein Pth11-like, putative. Lineage: Eukaryota; Fungi; Ascomycota; Sordariomycetes; Hypocreales; Cordycipitaceae. The record is from RefSeq and is a predicted model, not a curated record. The transcript is spliced from 2 exons. The coding region runs from base 1 to 1227 and encodes 408 amino acids.
AUGCUCUACUCUGACCCGCCGCCUCUGCGGCCCUUUAGCGAGGCCAAACCGACCUUGCUGGUAUCAUGGUGGAUUACGCUGUUUUGUACAUGCAUCAUUCUGUUGAGACUGGCGGGACGGUAUAUCCGCGUCGAGAAGCUGUUUCGCGAAGACAAAAUUGUCGCACUUGCCCUUGUGCCGCUCUUCCUGCGCAUCGCCUGCGCCCACGUCGUGCUGCUAUGGGGCGCCAACAACGUCGACCUCGAUGGCGUCACCCUCUCAGACGCACAACUCUCGCAUCGAGUCACAGGCAGCCGUGUCGUCCUUGCCGGCAGAGUAUUUUAUGCCGCCACAUUAUGGACGCUCAAGCUCACGACACUCGAGUUUCUGACUCGGCUGGCAGGCGCAUCCAUGAAGAAGAUUUACCUACGGCUCACCAUGUUUCUACGAUAUGCCCUUGGCGUGUCUUUCAUCGCCGUCCUCAUUACCAAUCUCGCCGUGUGUCACCCAAUUGCCAAAUCCUGGCAGCUAACGCCCGAUCCGGGCGGUCAGUGCCGACAAGGCUUCGUGCAGCUCAUCACCAUGGGGGCGGCCAGCGCCGUGCUCGACAUUAUCCUCAUCGUCUUUCCGGUGCCUCUUAUCCUUUCUACGCGCAUUCCCACUAAGCGCAAGGUGCUUCUCGUCAUGCUUUUUUGCUUUGGCUUCUUGACAGUCGGUAUUACGUUGUAUCGGGUGCCCCAAAUCAUCAAGCUCAAGGGCGACCAGAUAUUCCGCUCCAUGUGGGCGUCUGUUGAGAUUCUGGCCGCCACGGUUGUGGCCAACAUUGUGGCCUUGGGCUCGUUUCUUCGCGAUAGCGGCGCCAAAAAGACAAAGUUUCGUCCGGGAUAUCACAGCAGCGGCACCACGUCUCGGGGCGGCCACGGCGUCACCACGGGCGCGACCUGGGAGGACGUGGAGCACGCAAAGUCGCAGCAGCAGCAGCAGCAGCAGCAGCAACAGCCGCGCAAGACUGAUAGCGACGAAUGGCUCAAUGAUUUGGACCCGCGUCCACGCAGAGAAUCCAUGCGCAGGAUGAAUCGAUAUUCGUCGCAUUCGUUGGGGAAUGUACGGGGACCCAGUCCCACGGCGAGCCAUGAUUCUCUGAUUAGACAGGAGAGAUCAUAUCACCGAGGCCAUGCAGGAGGGAUGGAUAUGUCAGCUCCGAGACCACCGCCUGCAGCAGUCAUGGCCGGCUCUGGCGGCUUCUAA